GUUGCGGGCAGUGAGCUGGUAGAGCCUUUCCGAGUCGCUGCUCUUCGGCGGUCUUUGCGCUGAUUUCGUUCGAUGUUGUUUAAUUAAGUCUAUUCUUCGCUAAAUCUUCUUUCAAUAUAGAAUCGAGAGAAAUGGGGAAUUGCUGGGAUUGAUAUUUCAUUUGGCGUAUACGUAGUGUUCUUCAAAAUGUCCGAGAAGCAGGAGACGGCGGCCCUUAUUGACAGCAAGGUCCCGGAAGGAUCUGCGAAGAAGAGCUUCCUGUCGAGCGUCACGGUCGAGCCGGCUCUGGCGCUGACCGCCUUCGGCUACGGGUCGGCGCUGCUCUUCACCACCAACCUGCUGAUCGAUAAAAUUUGUUCCCUCCAGUUCGGAUACAGCGACGAGGUCUGCUCUCAGCUCGACUCGGGGAAGUACACGCAGCAGCAGGACAACGUGCAGCGCGUCGCCAACCUGUACAACGUGUACAAGCAGGUCAUUGAGUACAUCCCCGCCCUGUUCGCGGUGCUUCUCCUGGGGGCGUGGAGCGACCGGCGCGGCCGACGCCUGCCGGUCAUCCUCCCUGUGGCGGGGCAGCUCCUCAUGGGCCUCGGCCUGACGGCGAACUCCUACUGGAUGUCCCUCUCGCCGCCCUUCAUCCUCCUGUCCUUCGUGCCGGUGGGCCUCACGGGCGCCAUUACGGGCAUGUUCCUGGGCGCCUUCGCCUACGUCAGCGUCUCGUCGGGCCAGAAGUCGCGGACGUCUCGCGUGUCCAUCGUGGGCGUCAUCAUGCUGCUGUGUCUGCCGCUGGGGCAGGCCGUCGCCACCUACCUGUUCGCGGUCGGCGGCUACGUCCUGGUGUUCGGCCUCCAGACGGGCUUGUCCGCCGUCAGCGUCGUCUACCUGCUCCUGCGGCUUGAGAAUCGACCCGAAGGCAGCGACGCCCCUGAGGCCGAGGGAAGCGUGUGCGAGGUCCUCUCCCCUGCCAACCUGAAGGAGACGCUGAUGGUAGUGUUCAGAUCCCGCGAAGGAAAGACCCGCGGCCACAUCAUCGGGAACAUCGUCAUUUGCUCCCUGGUGCUCUUCACGUACGGACUGACCAGCUACGACUUCCUCUUCACCCGCAAGCAGUUCUCUUGGGACAUCAACACCUUCACCGUCUGGUCCAUCGUCGACACUCCCUUAUCAGCCGUAGGCAUUCUUGUGAUUAUGCCUCUCCUCAGUUAUCGGUUCGGGGUUUCUGAUGGCGCCCUGGGUUUUGGGGGCGGAGUUUUCAUGAUCUUCACCUACGUCAUAAGAGCAACUGCACCUUUCCCCUGGGUGUUCUACGUUGCGUCCGUCGUCGGGAUACCCCGCGGCCUGCCCUCCCUGGCCGCCCGCUCCUCCGCCUCCAAAUUGGUCAAGAACAGCGAGCAAGGAGCCGUCUUCGCCGUCUUGGCCAUCGCUGAGACCAUGAUCCCGGUCGUCGCCUCGUCGGUGUACACGUCGCUCUAUAAUGCCACGCUGGAGGUCUUCGCCGGCGCCAUCUACGUGUUCACGGCCUGCAUCUGUCUCGUUAUCUGUUGCAUCAAUGUAUGGUUGUUGACAAAUGAGGACCGGCAUGGGCGAUACACUCGAAUUCCUUAGAGCAGUGACAAAAAAGACAGUUUUACGUCAGACUCCAUCGACAAACAGGAGGUCUACAACAGUGAUUCCCAACCGUUUUCGGUCUGUGGCUCUCGACCAAUAUGUAAUAAUUUUCUUGGCCUCGUUCAGUGUCUGUCAUCUUUUCAGAUUCAGUUAGUACUUGUUAUGGUGUAAUGGUGUCCGUAGAUAUAUGACAAGAACACUUUUUAUAAAGAUUCCAAUUUAUUGAAAUGUGAGAGAGGAUUAUAUGUACUGAAGUUGAGAUAAAGUUCUGUUCAGUUCGA
This is a messenger RNA of Penaeus vannamei (Pacific white shrimp), 1886 nucleotides long. RefSeq names its product probable peptidoglycan muropeptide transporter SLC46. The record is from RefSeq and is a predicted model, not a curated record. Gene Ontology annotation, biological process: transmembrane transport. NCBI's taxonomy places the organism in Eukaryota, Metazoa, Arthropoda, Malacostraca, Decapoda, Penaeidae. Gene Ontology annotation, cellular component: membrane. Gene Ontology annotation, molecular function: transmembrane transporter activity.